Molecule: messenger RNA, 345 nt
Organism: Schistosoma turkestanicum
Lineage: Eukaryota; Metazoa; Platyhelminthes; Trematoda; Strigeidida; Schistosomatidae
Source: the annotation of a GenBank genome assembly
AUGUCAGCAAGAGGUGGAGAUCGGUUGACUUCUUUAAUGGCUAAUGUACGGGAUCUUCUUUUACAAAGGAAAUAUAACAAUUGGCAUAGAUAUGCUGACCAGUGCUCUAAACGGACUCAAAAACCUGCUUUUCUUCCCAAUGGCAUAAAUGACAAAAUAUCACAUAAUGAUUACUUUGUUCGAGAUGAACGACGCAAAGUUAAAAGACCUAUUGAUAUUUAUGUUUAUGGCCCUAAAAGGCUUGAAGCUGGGUCGGAAUCUAAACAUUCGAACGUUCUAUCAAAGUCAUCUGAGAUUGUCCCUGGAGACAAGUUUAACUGGGAUAAACCAGUAGAAUUGAAAUGA